AUGUUGCUGCUACCCACGUCAUGGUUGCUCAUCGCCUUCUGGGCAAUUGCCAAACACGCUUCUGCCGCACCAGCUGUAAGGAUUGGCUUGACUGCUGCGUUUGAUGGCGGUCCGUAUCUGUUGGAGCUUGUUGAGACUGCAGCAGGAGAGAACUCAUCGGCUUACUUUCCGUUGAUGGAUCGAAUCGCGAGUGGCUAUUUUACAACUGCGUCGACCGAUGUUGAGCUAUACCAAUCAUUUCUUCAAGUACUUCAAGACGACGGACACAUAACUACACCUCAAGCCUUGUCCACUUUUAACUUGGCACUGUCUUUACGAUCAGCGACGCCAAGGAUCGAGGCGCAUUAUCAACAUUAUGUCGCCGCUGUAGAACCAUUUAUUGAGCUCAAAAAUUGCGCCACAUGGAUUCUGCUAAACGGGAAACAACACUGCAGGUGGGAUCUUGGCACGAUAGUAAAGGAUAGGUCACUUUCAUCGGUUGUUAAAUCACUUCCUUUUGAUCGUACUCUUGGCGUAGGAAGAGAAGCUAUACUUUAUGCAGAUCCCACCUCGGUCGAGUUUCGAACGUCUCAUCAGACUCUGUCUCAGGCAGCACGCGAUAUGAAGUUGAAGUACCGAAUUAGAUAUCGCAGCAGCGGCGCACAUGUCAGAGAGCCAUUGUCGAUGAGUGGCUACGGUGUCGAGCUUGCGCUAAAAAAAACCGAUUAUAUUGUCAUUGAUGAUAGACAGGAAGGCAAUGGAGACGGAAAGGGCUGCUUCCGUUCAGAGGAUGUGCUUGAUGGUGAAUCAGAAACAUUUGACUUGAAACCGCUAUCCUCCUCUGAGCUGGCAGGCCUAGGAAUAAAGGCUGCAUCCUUCAUUCAAAAAAGUGAAGAGCCCUUCAAAAAGCUAGUGAAAAUGACGCAGGAUUUCCCAAAAUACGCAGCAUUUUUAGCGACUCAAAAUAUUUCACACCAUUCCCUUUCUGCUUAUCAACAAAACCUAGCAGAGAAAGUGCAGGGUGGCAUCAAUUUUCUUUGGAUAAACGGCGCCCAGCUUAUUGAUAGGCAAAUUGAACCCUUUGCGCUCAUUGACAAACUCCGAACAGAGAGGAAAUUAGUCGACGGAAUUAGGGAUUUAGGUUUUGAUGCAGAUCAGGCUGUGGCCCUACUAGGUCAUAAAGCUUUGUCAUCUGCGAAAGCGGAUGAAGAACCCUUAAGAUACGAUUGGACCGAUCGGCAGGAGAAAGGACGUGCAAUCAUUUGGUUGAAUGACUUGGAGAAAGAUGACAGGUAUUCAUCGUACCCCAAAUCUUUAUCAUCACUCUUACAACGGACAUUUCCCGGUCAAAUUCCUCCGAUUGGAAGGAAUAUAUUCAAUGUAGUUUUCUCCGUCGACUUUUCCAGCGUCGAGGAUUUCAGUUUUCUCGCAGAAGUAACCGCAAUAAUUUCUCGAGGCAUUCCCAUCCGAUUCGGAAUCGUUCCUCUACCGAUGUCCGACAAAGCUAAAGCCCAAGCUAAGAUAGCAUAUUUUCUCAACAACAAUUAUGGCACUGCCUCUCUGCUACCCUAUUUGGAACGUCUCUCCAAAGCCCAUAAUGAAGGCAUAGAUGAAUCUAUGUUGUCUUUUGUUACUGCUUCUCGUCAGAUUUUGCCCGAAGGUCAACAUAUGUCGCUUGACGCGAUACUCGAAGCUGAAGAAUAUAUUGAGCAUCUUCGAUAUGCCGGUCAAUGGGUCUCUAGACUUCAAGGCGAUACUGCAGUUCGACCCUUGUUUAUAAACGGAAUUACAGUCCCUCAAGACCAAGGCUGGAUGCAAAGCAUGAGCAUGGCUCUAGCAGGAGAUCUUCAGACCUUGCAAAAGGGGCUAUAUCAUGGUGUUCUGGAAGAAGACACCUCUGUCGUUGAUAUAUUUCUUGAUCGCGCAGCACCGCGACGAAACGUGUACAUUUCACUUGCAGACGAGAAAAGUCUAAGGGUGCUGAACCUUGCAAAACUCCACAGCGAAAAUAGAGCCUUUUUCGAUAUAUUGCCUGUCAUUGAUUCCGACCCAACGGCCUCUAAAGAGGACUGGGCUGUGGUCACUGUACUUGCAAACAUGACUUCUGAUUCAGGACUCAGCCUUGUUCAGUCGGCAUUGCAAUUCAGGCGACUUAACCCAGCUGUUCGAAUUGAAUUCAUCGAUACGCAGGAAGAUGCUAUGGCCUCAUCACGAGUGAAUGCAGCAAUGAAAGAUGUUGAAGAGAAGCUGAAAGACGUUAAGUCUCUGGAGGAACUGAAAAGCCUUGUCAGGGCGGCACCAGAGUAUGAUGCCAGCGAAUUUUAUGCUAGAGAUGUCAUUAAGGUAUUGGCCGAAUCCAAACUAACCCUCGGAUCACAAAGUGUGAUCAUCAAUGGGCGAGUGGUGGGACCAAUAGCCCCCUCGAGCCCUUUCCUCGCAGACGAUUUUGAGGAGUUGUUAUCGUUUGAGAGAACGCGCCGCAUCUUGCCAGUUUAUGCAGCAAUUGAAGAAUUGGGUCUGAGGGAGAAGAUCAAUGACUCAACUGCAGCAGCCAAACUUGGCUCAAUUAUAGCGCUCUCCGCUAUUUCCGAUCUACCAGAGGGAAUCUUCGAAUCAGCACCUGCGACUCGUUCCACGGUUUAUAACACGUGGAAUACAGAAGACAUAGCCAUAGAAAAAGGUGACCCCAAAACAGCGAGCAUACAUAUCAUCGGGCUCUUGGACCCUGCCAGUGAAAAGGCACAAAGAUGGGCGCCCAUUCUGAAGAUUUUGUCAGAAUUGGACGGAGUGUAUGUUAAACUAAUUCUAAAUCCCCGAGAUGAAAUCGAGGAGCUCCCUGUGAAACGCUUCUUUCGUUACGUCUUCGAGCCGAAACCAAUCUUUGACGAGGACGGAAGAAUCAAGGCACUAGAAGCAACCUUUGCAGGACUUCCAUCGGAUGUUUUGAUGACUGCUGGCAUGGAUGUUCCGCCAGCUUGGUUGGUUGCACCAAAAUCGUCAGCACAAGAUCUCGACAACAUCAAACUAAGUGCAGCUAAAUCAGACAUCGAGGCAACUUAUCAGCUCAAGCAUAUUCUGAUUGAGGGACACUCCCGUGAAGACAAGGGCUCAGCUCCACGAGGUGUACAGCUUGUUCUUGCAACAGAUACUCAACCCUUCCUGACCGACACAAUAGUUAUGGCGAACUUGGGUUUCUUUCAAUUCAAGGCCAACCCUGGCGUUUACAGCAUUCGGCUGAAGGAAGGGAGAAGCCAUGAUAUAUACAAUGUUGAGAGCAUAGGUGCCCAUGGUUGGGAACCAGUACCUGGUGAUGAAGGGACUGAGCUAACUCUGAUGGACUUCCAAGGCGUCACUGUCUACCCACGACUUAAGCGCCGGAAAGGGAUGGAGAGGGCUGAUGUUCUGGAGAAUCACGACAGGCAUUCCGGAACCAACAUAGUUGCCAGGGGCUUCAAGUACGCAGAGAGUCUGUUAGGCAAGUUUGGCAACGAAAAAAGCAAAUCUCUCUUGCAAAAAGAGCAAGCAGAGAUCAACAUAUUCUCCGUGGCUAGUGGACACCUGUAUGAGCGUAUGCUCAACAUCAUGAUGGUGUCAGUUAUGCGGAAAACGAAACACAGUGUCAAGUUCUGGUUCAUAGAGCAAUUUCUCUCACCGUCCUUCAAAGAGUUUAUUCCGUACCUAGCCAGAGAAUAUGGUUUUAAGUACGAAAUGGUUGCGUACAAAUGGCCCCAUUGGCUGCGACAACAAACAGAGAAGCAAAGAGAAAUUUGGGGCUACAAGAUUCUCUUUCUGGAUGUUCUGUUUCCGCUUUCCCUGGACAAAGUGAUAUUUGUCGAUGCUGAUCAAAUUGUCCGUACUGAUAUGAUAGACUUGGUCAAUAUCGAUUUGAAUGGGGCUCCUUAUGGCUUCACCCCAAUGUGUGAUUCCCGAACUGAGAUGGAAGGAUUUCGAUUCUGGAAGCAGGGUUACUGGGCUAACUAUCUUCGUGGGAAGCCCUAUCACAUAUCUGCGUUGUAUGUCGUGGAUCUGCGGCGCUUCCGAGAAUUGGCAGCCGGUGAUCGUCUCAGACAGCAAUAUCACGCCCUUUCCGCCGAUCCAGCCAGCUUGUCCAAUCUCGACCAAGACUUGCCAAAUCACAUGCAAUUUCAGAUCCCCAUACAUAGUUUACCGCAGGAAUGGUUGUGGUGUGAGACUUGGUGUAGUGAUGACGAUUUGUCGAAAGCUCGGACGAUUGACCUUUGUAAUAACCCUUUGACAAAAGAACCAAAGUUGGACAGAGCAAGGAGACAAGUGCCGGAGUGGACAAUAUAUGACGAAGAGAUCGCAGCUCUUCAAACAAGGCUCAAGGAGAGAAAUACUACAUCAAGAACAGUGUCUGUGCACCCGAAAGAGCCACAAACAGAUAUUCAGCUACAAAGGGAUGAAUUAUAG
This is a messenger RNA of Ustilaginoidea virens, 4410 nucleotides long. RefSeq lists its product as uncharacterized. The coding region runs from base 1 to 4410 and encodes 1469 amino acids. NCBI's taxonomy places the organism in Eukaryota, Fungi, Ascomycota, Sordariomycetes, Hypocreales, Clavicipitaceae. Gene Ontology annotation, cellular component: endoplasmic reticulum. Gene Ontology annotation, molecular function: UDP-glucose:glycoprotein glucosyltransferase activity. The record is from RefSeq and is a predicted model, not a curated record. The transcript has 4 exons.